GAGUAUAAAGCAGAGAUGAACUGCAGUUGGACUGCAGAAAGCAGCAGGAUGAAGGGUAGUAUGCAGCUAGGGCUGUUGUGUUUCAGCCUGCUCAUCUCCAGUCUUCAUGGGGAAGUCGAGACAGAUAACAGCAUGCAAUCACCAGUUAAUUUUGAAGAGCCGGAUCUUUAUCAGCCUGAGAUGAACAGAGUACGACGACAGACUGUCUUCACAGAGAAGGAAGAUUCAACAAAGAAAGAAUUUGUUGUUCCAUCAAGUGUGAACAGGCGUCUAGGAGCUUCCACCCUUUUAGAAGCCGAUUCUGAGGUUUAUCGCACCAAGAGGCAGAACAAAGGCAAGGACAAACCAAAAAAACGCCGCCCAGGAUUUAACAGCCUUUUAGGAAUACAACCUCAACUUCCCAUGGACACUGUCCGUGCCAAAAGGGAUGAAGGUGCCAGAGGAAAAAGACCCUGGCCAGGAAUUUAAAGCAUUAUACGCAUUCAAGGCUCCUUCCCAGGUUCCCGGAAUCAGGAAAAAUAGGGAUUGCAUAUACGUAUAAUGCAACACCAUGUUUCAUAACAUGCUUGUGAAAGUAAUCAUUUAUCUUUCUACAGCUUUCUUCUUUUUCUCUAAUAUUUAGUCUCCAAUGUCUGCAAGUCUAAAAGGUAUCACUAGGCGGCAGUAUUUACCCAAGAGAUGAGCACUUACGCCAGUUUGGCUUCAAUGUUUAUCUGAUGUCUGUUGAUCUUUAUCUCUUAAUUAAAAUAAAGAAUUUGUGUUUAAAUCUCA
Messenger RNA from Pimephales promelas (fathead minnow), 771 nucleotides. RefSeq lists its product as uncharacterized. NCBI's taxonomy places the organism in Eukaryota, Metazoa, Chordata, Actinopteri, Cypriniformes, Leuciscidae. The record is from RefSeq and is a predicted model, not a curated record.